AAGGGAAAAAAAAAUAAAAUAUGCGAGAAGGGGUGUGUUAAAGCUCCAACGUGUCCCCGUGCUGUGUAUGUGUGUGUGCGCGCGCGCCGACUGGAUCCAGCCGACAGCAAAUGCGAAGGAGCCGCCGCACGAUUCGAACACCGCGCAGAGGCACUUUAAUCAAUGUCUGACUGAUUUAUGUGUAUAUUAUAUUUGGUGUACAGUGCGCGCGGGGACCAUAUCAUGGCUCAGGUCGGCAACGGCGCUGGAACGGCGGACGACGAUGAGCAAUUUGAAGAUGCCUUUGACAGGAUUCCUGUAACAUCCAAGAUGGACCUCAAGACGUCCUUGGAGGAGUGCACCAUAGCUCUGAACCUUGUCCUGAACAACCGGUUCUCUGAGGCACUGGACCUUCUCAAGCCCUGGGCGAAGGACAGUAUGUAUCAUGCCCUGGGCUACAGCAGCAUCCUUGUCAUGCAGGCAGCCAUGACCUUCGAGCACAAGGACAUCCAGACGGCCAUGGCUACAAUUAAGGAGGCCUUGCAAACGUGCCAGAGGUUUCGGAAAAGGAACACAGUUGUGGAGUCUAUAUCAAGCCUUGUUUCUAAACAAGCAGACAGCCUGAAGGAAGAGGAGAUGCACGCUGAAAUCUGCUACGCGGAGUGCCUGCUGCAGAAAGCCACUCUCACCUUUGUGCAGGAUGAAAACAUGAUCAGUUUUAUCAAAGGUGGACUCAAAAUCCGGACCAGCUAUCAGAUCUAUAAGGAGUGCCAGCAUGUGUUAAACAUGACCCAGGACCUGGCUGGUACUAGUGAGGCCUUCAGACAGUUUGAAGGUGGAGUCAAGCUGGGCAUUGGCUCCUUCAACCUGAUGCUCUCUCUCCUGCCUGGCCGAAUCCUGCGUCUGCUUGAGUUCAUUGGCUUUUCAGGGAACAGAGAGUUUGGCCUUUCCCAGCUGCGAGAGGGAGCGGCCAGUCACAGUCUGCGCGCCAUCCUCAGCGCCUUAACUCUUCUGCUGUACCACACCUAUGUCACACUCAUACUGGGUACUGGAGAAGGUAAUCUGGUGGAGGCGGAGGCCCUCCUGGAGCCGUACCUGGAAAAGUUCCCCAAUGGGUCCAUUAUCCUCUUUUAUGCGGCGAGGAUUGCUGUACUUAGAGGGAACUUUGAGAAGGCUCAAGUGAAGUUCCAGGAGUGCAUUGCUGCGCAGUAUGAGUGGAAACAGAUCCACCAUCUGUGCUACUGGGAGCUCAUGUGGGUCCACUCAUUCCAGCAAGAGUGGCUGGAGGCGUACCGCUACGCAGAUCUGCUCUGUAGGGAGAGCCGCUGGUCCAAGGCUAUUUAUGUGUACCAGAAAGCCGCUAUCCUGAGCAUGCUCCCUGAAGACGAGGUCAAGAAAACUAGGGAGAAUGUGGUGGAGCUGUUUAGACAAGUAGAAGGUCUGAAGCAGAGGCUCGCAGGAAAGUCCAUCCCUGUGGAGAAGUUUGCAGUGAGGAAGUCUCGCCGAUACUCCUCUUCCAGUCCGGUGAAGCUGGUCAUCCCGGCACUGGAAAUGAUGUACGUGUGGAAUGGCUUCACUAUUGUCGGCAAGAGGCCCGAUGUGACGGAGCGUCUCCUGAUCACUAUCGAGAAGGCAGAGGAGCAGCUGAAUAAAGACCCUAACCCCACAGAGUACCACCCGGAUGACCAGUGCCUUGUCCAGAUGUUGAAGGGCCUCUGUCUGAAACAUCUGGGGCGCCUCCUGCAAGCAGAGCUGUGUUUCACUCAAGUUGUCUCCACAGAGAGGAGAAUUAGAUAUGACCACUACUUGGUGCCAUUUACCCUGUUUGAACUGGGGCUGCUGUACAAACAGCAAGGAGACUUUGUCAAGGCAACAAGGUUUAUAGAGAACGCAAAACAGAACUACAAGGACUACUCAAUGGAGUCUCGGCUGCACUUCCGUAUUCACGCUGCUCUCAGUAGCUUGAAGGGCUCUCCGGUCACUACCCCCUGAGGAACAGUAACCGAGUGACCUUUCCGGCUCGGAAACAUUACUUGCUGUCUUUUUACUUGAGUGUAUUUUGUUUGAAGGUGCAAACUGUUUUUGAGAUUAGUUUGAGAAAGGAAAAACAAAAAAAAAAGAAAAAAAAACAACAACCAUGUUUUCCUCAUAAAUCAAGGAUGGUAACAUGGAAGGAAAAGAGGUUGUUUAUAGCUGUGGUUCCCAGUUAUAAAUUAACCCUGUGUAUGCUGGAUUUUGUUCAGAAACAGUCCAUUGUUGAUCAGCACUGUUGAGCAGAUUGUUCUAUUUAUUGAACAAUUCACACGGUAACAUUACUGUACAGACACUUUCCGUUGCUUUCAACUAGGUAUAGUUAAACUGUCGGUGCAUUGUUGGUAAUAAAAUAUGUGUUUGCUUAUCUUUUCUCUACUGUAGGAAUUCCACAACUUCCUUUUAAUGUUACAGGCUGGAUAAAGAUUUGUGGUGUACCCUGAUUUACGUUGUGCUGUUCGCUAAUUCGACAGGUGACUCGAGGGUCGCUGCUCUACCUGGAAAAACAGUUCACACAAAAGCCGUCAUACACAGGAUAUGACAAGACCAGAGCUGGGAACCACUGCUUAGAUUAAGGCUGUAUGUAAAUUUAUAUUAUCUUUUUUUUUGCCACAGAACAUAUAACAUGGUCAGUGGUUUGGUCAUUUAUACCACACCUGCUUUUGUGGUGUAAAAGAAUUUGCAGUUGCAAAUCAAAAAGUGACCUUUCGGUUAAACUGAAUCUGUGUGUCCACAGUUAUCUCUACUGCAAUGGCAAGUGGUAAUCCAGAAGAGAGGGCCUUUUAACAAAGUUUUAUGUUAAAGAAAUUUUUUUUUUUUUUUUCUGCAGCUUAUAAUGAAAUUUAUGUUUUGGGACCUUUAAUUUCAGUUUACUGUACACAGACUUUCAAAGCCACCCAGUGGCAUACAGAAAAUAUUUUAUUUUAAACUGGUAAUUAUUUCAAUGGCAUUAUUUGGCAUUUUAGUAUUUGAUCGAUGGUAGGUGAUCACAGGAACUCCUAUUCGGGGUAUAGUCUGCUGGUCUAGCAUUUAGAGUUGCUCAUGUCCAUAAGAAUCACUACCCCAAGCUGAGCUGCUACAAACUGAAGAAUAACAGGAUCCAUAUAUUUUUUGAUACAGUUAGCAAAUGGGAACCAUUGAAAUUGUGUGUUAUGUGUAAUGCGUGUGUGUUAGAGGGUCUUAGGAUUGUGAGGCAGGUGGAGUGGAGAGUUGGUCAAUAAGCAGCACAACCUGCCAUUAUGAGAUUAGGGUUUAACAUGUUUCCGCUCCUUGAGAAAACCAAAGAAUGAAAUAUACUGUACGUAAUAUGUAAAGUUUGUCUUACAUGUUGAGCAUGGUUAAAACUCUGGUGAUUGAACAUGGAAACACCAACAUAAAAUAUUCAAUAUCUAUUAUGUACUGAUUUGACCUUGUUUUAGGUUCCUUUUGUUUCCAUGUUCUUUAGUUCAAGCUUUACAUUAAUUAUUUUAGCCUGGACAUGUAUGACAAAUUCAAAGCAACAUGGUGCAGCACCUUGGCUCAUGUGAGCUGUCUGGCCAAAUUAUUGACAUUUACAAUUUGUUAGCAUAACAGUUCUCCCCAGAUUAGAAUUAUUAUCAGGUUUCCGAAAACCUGAAUGUAAAUUCGACUUUAUGAAAUUGUGUGUUGUGUUCCUUUGAAAGGUAUAGAUAAUUUAUUUUGCAUGUGCAAAGAUAAUUACAUGUUGAUCAGCGAACAUUUCAGUGAUGUUUUAAAACAUUAGAACACAGUGCAAUAUUUCCAAAGUGCUGUUUGUAUGUAAUAUUUGUGAAUUCUGUCCAUUCAUUCGUUUUAACUGCAUCUCAAAGCAAAUUGUUCAUGUUUUCAGUGUUUUUUUUUCAGAUUGCUAGAUUACUGGGCAUCAUGAACAAUCACAAUUCCAGCAUUUGUGCUCUUGAUUUAGAAAUAAGAAAAUGAAUAAGAUGAAUGAAAUAUUGGUAUCACAUUCACCAUAUGCUUUUCUUAUACAGCAGAGGAUAAUGUAUAACUAACUUUCUCUGAUAAAGUAUCAAAUUCCAUAAUUAAGAAUUAGUUUCAUAAGUAGUUUCGUAAAUGGAGCAUUCUAGCAUUUUGCUCAGAUCCAAACGGAAGAUGUAGAAAGCCAUAUGCAGACAAACACAAAAUUUCAAUGAUGUUAAAAUCUCUGAAAACGUGCAGUUUUGUUGUUUUUCUGAUCUUCAUUGGCUUUUCCUAUGCAAUGUAUACAAAUAGACCCAAGAUAUUUUAUAUUCUUUAAAGAGAUGCUGAAUCCACUGGCAAAUUGUUUUCGUUGUCAUGCUGUAUAUGUAACUGUGUGAACUUCCAUUAUUACAGACCUUUUUUCUGUAUUAAAUAAAAUGAAAAUCAGGGAAAUUGUGCCGUGUAGAGUUGUAAGGUCUACAGGUUAAUGUUCAGCUCCAUCAUUCAACCGAUCAAGUAGAGACAUAACUUGGUUGGUAAACUUGUACAGAUUGUCGCAGUUUAAAUAAUUUACUAUCUUCCAGCAUCUAAUUUUUGUUAGCAAAUGUCAAGUGAUAUUUUCUUUCCAAAUGACUGCAAUGAAUCAGUAGUGUUGGGCCAUAAUGAAACCCUGCAAAUCCUGCAGUCUGUGUUUGAUGUGAUAGUCCAUCCCUGUUCUAGAGUCACCAUACAUGGUUUAUGUAACUGUUAAUGUUACAUUCAUAAAUAAUGCCAUUUGGAGUCAACAUAAGAAAUGUUAAAGUGUAUUGACUAGUCAUAGUAUAGAAACUAUAUACUUACAGGGAAAGAACCUAAUUUAAGUUUAUGUUGAAAUUCUGUGUAUACAUUAAUUGUAAGCCAUCAUAUAAGUGCUGCUAGUUUUGCUUUCAUUCCUUUUUGUAAUUCUCAGUUGUGGAUCAUCAGAAUGUACUGUACCAUCUCCAGAAAAUAUUUGUCUUGUGUUCCGGAUCCUCCGCUGGCAUUGUAGAAAAACCCAAAAGAAUGCACUGCUACCAGUUUCCAGUUCAAUGUUUAUGCAGAAGGUUGAGUCGGCUGAAAAAGAUUCGUGGCAAACACACAUUAGCGCAUUUUAGUUUGAUUAUUGUGUGUGAGGUUUCUUUUCAUUGUUAGAUAUGGUGCAGUGUUUCACAAGGGUUGCACAAAGGUUUGUUUCGCAGUACCACUGUAAGGCCAGUGAAAAGUACAUUUUGCAGAUACCAAAGUGUGUCGUAUUAUCUGCAGCUGCUGUUGCAAAAAAGUUUAAAUGUCAAAGGUAUAUAAAUAUGGUCUAGUUGAAAUAUUUAAGGCACAGCAUUCUAAUUGCACAGUACGAUGAAGGCUUGACAAAAGGAACAAGGUAAUGCAUUUAAGUACAAUAAGUCAAGAAGCAGGUUAAUUAUUGGGAAAAUGCUGAUAGUAUUUUAAGUGAGAUUGUUAAAGAUUGGAAUUCAAAGAUGGCAAAAGGACAACUGAUUUUGACAAUCAAUUCAUUUUGCACAAUGUUUCCUUGUACCUUAUUGACAAUUUCAUUUUUCAUGUUUGUUAUAGCUUAUGCGUAUAUAUGUAUGAAUGAAUGAGGGUGCCUAUAUCCAUGUAUGCAAUAUUCAGUCGUUUUAUGUUUCUCAUUCUGAUGGUGUUUACAUUACUUUGUCUCUUCAAGUGGAAUUACAUACAUAGAUACUUCUGUGCCUGUUGUCAAUAAAUCACAUAUUGAAAUGUUUAAAAAAAAAAAAUAAAACUUCUCAAGGCUCAACUGUUUUUCACCUGCUGUGCAGUGUAGAAUCCAGCUUCAAGUUCCUGAAAAAUAAAG
Messenger RNA from Scleropages formosus (Asian bonytongue), 5776 nucleotides. It is a transcript of the gene ttc39b, whose product is annotated as tetratricopeptide repeat domain 39B. Gene Ontology annotation, molecular function: protein binding. The transcript is spliced from 19 exons. The record is from RefSeq and is a predicted model, not a curated record. The coding region runs from base 178 to 1971 and encodes 597 amino acids. Lineage: Eukaryota; Metazoa; Chordata; Actinopteri; Osteoglossiformes; Osteoglossidae.